Molecule: messenger RNA, 826 nt
Organism: Balaenoptera musculus (blue whale)
Lineage: Eukaryota; Metazoa; Chordata; Mammalia; Artiodactyla; Balaenopteridae
Product: AP-3 complex subunit sigma-1-like
Biological process (GO): Golgi to vacuole transport; protein transport
Cellular component (GO): intracellular membrane-bounded organelle; AP-3 adaptor complex
Source: RefSeq, a predicted model, not a curated record
GGGGCGGGUGGGGAAGGAUCGCCAGCGAGAUCCCGAGGCGAGGCUCGAGCGCCCGCCCCCACCCCCUGGCCCCCAGCUCCCACCCAGUCGGCCCGGCUCAGCCAUGAUGAAGGCGAUCCUCUGCUUUAACAACCACGGGAAGCCACGGCUCUCCAAGUUCUACCAGCCCUACAGUGAAGAUACACAACAGCAAAUCAUCAGGGAGACAUUCCAUUUGGUAUCUAAGAGAGAUGAAAGUAAUUUCCUAGAAGGAGGAUUAUUAAUUGGAGGAUCUGACAACAAACUGAUUUAUAGACAUCAUGCAACAUUAUGUUUUGUCUUCUGGGUGGAUUCUUCAGAAAGUGAACUUGGCAUUUUAGAUGUAAUUCAAGUAUUUGUGGAAACAUUAGACAAGUGUUUUGAAAACGUCUGUGAACUGGAUUUAAUUUUCCAUGUAGACAAGGUUCACAAUAUUCUUGCAGAAAUGGUGAUGGGGGGAAUGAUAUUGGAGACCAACAUGAAUGAGAUUGUUACACAAAUUGAUGUACAAAAUAAACUGGAGAAAUCUGAGGCUGGCUUAGUGGGAGCUCCAGCCCGUGCUGUAUCAGCUGUAAAGAAUAUGAAUCUUCCUGAGAUCCCAAGAAAUAUUAACAUUGGUGACAUCAGUAUAAAAGUGCCAAACUGCCCUCUUUUAAAUAAGAAAAUUUUAAAGGCCACUCCCAGGUAAAAUCCGGGGGAAAAGUCAUCUAAGUUUACCAUGCAGUUGUUUACCAAAAAUAGAGGAGGAGAGUCUUAACUUUUGCUCUUGGAUUUAAGUCAAGGUACUGUAUAGAAGUUAUAUAAAAUC